Messenger RNA from Plasmodium berghei ANKA, 867 nucleotides. Its product is annotated as RNA-binding protein, putative. Gene Ontology annotation, molecular function: protein binding; RNA binding. Bases 1 to 867 code for a protein of 288 amino acids. NCBI's taxonomy places the organism in Eukaryota, Apicomplexa, Aconoidasida, Haemosporida, Plasmodiidae. The record is from RefSeq and is a predicted model, not a curated record. The transcript has 3 exons.
AUGUCAAUAGCUAAUUCGUCUAAAAUAUUUAUAGGAAGUAUUCCCAAAGAUGUUACCGAGGAUGAACUAAAAACAGAAGUGGCAAAGUAUGGGAAUGUAGUUCAAGUAUAUUAUGUACCCGCUACUGCUCAAAGCCCAAGAGGCUGGGCAUUUAUUACUUAUGAACAAAGAUCAGAAGCAUAUAAAGCAAUCGAAUCUUUAGAUUACAAAUGCAUAUUUCCAAAUAGCCAGAGGCCACUAGAUGUGCGUUUUGCAAGUUAUAAACACAAUAAUACAAAUGAUAUGCAAGUAAAUUCUAUUAAUAAAAAUAUAUGGCAAAAGCAUGUAACAUCUGAUGGCCAUCCAUAUUAUUACAAUUCUGUAACUGGCCACUCUCAAUGGGAAAAACCAAAAGAAAUAACUCCAGUCAAUUACCCCGUCAAAAAUACAGUUGCUUCUUUUGGCCCACCUGGGGCUAAUGUUUUUGUAUUCCAUUUACCAUCCCACUGGACCGACAUGGAACUAUAUCAGCAUUUUCAACAUUUUGGAUACGUAGUAAGUGCACGAAUACAGAGAGAUGCAAAUGGAAGAAAUAAAGGAUAUGGUUUUGUCAGUUUUAAUAACCCUGAAUCAGCAUUAAAUGCUAUAAAAGGUAUGCAUGGAUUUUAUGUUUCAGGAAAACAUUUGAAAGUACAAUUAAAAAAAGGUGAAGAACAUUAUAUUCAAUUAAAUUCACCAGCCCAGCCACAAUUAACACCUGCACAACCAUAUACAGUUCAACAGCCUAUAAUGGGAAACCAUCCACAACCAUAUAUGACACAUUUAAUGUAUGGAGGUAUGGAUUCUCCAAAUCAAAUAAGAUAUAAUAAUUAUUCGUUAAGUAGAUAA